AGUGUGUGUGUGUGUGUGUGUGCUCAUCCAUCCUGUAAAUGGAUUGCUAAUUAAGGACUUCUCAGGUGAAGCCAGAGAAGGAGGGAGACGAAAUAAGGAGUAGAGGGCCAGGUAAGAGGAGACGGUAAAAAUAGAUGAUCAAAUAAAAGAGAAGAGAGAAAAUGGGGAAAAAAGACAACUUGAAGGAGGGGCAGAAGUAGAAGGGAAAAGAAAGGUAUGUGACUGUCUGAUACAGUGAAAAUUCAGAGCGAGAAAGUGAAGAGGAAGGAGGCAAAGAGAAAAAAGGCACAGAAAGAGGGAAAGAGACAUCAUAAGAGAAGAGAAGCUCUGACUCAAAAACUUCCUGUCACGAGUUCUGCCACAGCAGCUAUGCACCUGCUCUGUCAUGUGCUAUUCUUCACAAUGACCCUACACCUUGGUGUCGUCACGGGUGGAAGAGCCCAGCGUAAACAGAGGCAGGCUGAAGAGAAGUUAAGGCCUUAUCUGGGCAGAGUGGAUCCAGAAUCACUAUGUCAGUUGUUGAAAUGUCACAGUCCUGUUGGAUCCUGGUGCCAAGUAGUGAAGGAGGGAGGCCUUUUUGUUCCAAAAUGUGUGUGUCCACACACCUGCCCUCGGCAGGGGGCACCAGUGUGCAGCGUUCAAGGGAAGACAUACGGCAACAAGUGUCUACUUCACAAGGAGGCCUGCCGCAAAAAACAACGCAUUGGCAAAGCACAUAGUGGAGCUUGUCUAAUGAGCAAAGCAGAGUGCUCUGUGGAAGAGUUCGGUCAGUUCCCGUACCGUCUGCUGGACUGGUUUUUAUUGCUCAGCAGAAUGGGAGAGAGAUACACUCCAGUUGCACCCUCACAAAGCUGCCUUACACACACACAACGGACCCAGCUUGCACAGAGAAGGUUUGUUUUGUUGGACCGUAACAGGGACAGGAAGUUAAGCAGGAGAGAUCUAAGAAAGCUACACUAUAAGCGAAUGCCACUGGAGCACUGCGCUCAAAGAUUCUUCCAGUCAUGUGACAAGAACAAGAAUAAGAAGGUGACCCUGAGGGAGUGGACUUCCUGUUUGGUUAAUCGUUCAGAGCGCUGGUUUCAGGAUUUCAUGUCCAUGAAGAUGGGCUCACCAAAGUUAUGUCCUAUACCGGACAAUAACCUUUGAUCGCAGACGUUUUAGCUGGGUGGCAUCAUGUUUACAGCUGUUCUUAGAGUACUGAUGGAACAGUACAGAUUCCUGAUCCAGAAUGCUGCUGAUGAUCAGAAUCUGGAAAUAUUUGAUUCCACCCAAUUGGAUACGACUCUACUAAGCUCUAUUUUAUCAGAGAUAUUAAUUAAAAUUUCAAGACAGAUAUAAAUUCAUAUGCUUUAAACAAAUAGAACAUAAUAAACAUCUAAACAUUCAUGUUGCUGUUUUGUCGUUUUGCACAAUUAUUUGUGUGCCAUUGUGUGGGCUUAACAGAAACUGCUUUUUGAGGGACAGAGGGCAUGUAUCAUGGAUCACACAAGUAAUUACUGCAGAGAGGGACAGCAAGAGAGAGAGAGAGAGAGAGAGAGAGAGAGAGAUUGUGAGAGAUUGCGCUAUAACCUUAAACAGAGGGAUGGAAAGCAGAUUAAUUGAGGGGUGGUGUUUAAUAGGAGAGAGACAGAGAGAGAGACGGAUGACCCAUGAGAGAGAUAAAAGACUACGUGAGCAGGGAUGAGAAAAAUAGAUAAUAUGGCAGAGAAAGAGAAGGACACAGAAAGAGAAAGAGAUAGAGAUAAUCUCAUAAUGCACUCAGAGAAUGGGACAGGGAGGGGGACAAGUUACAGUAAACCAUUGCAAAGGAGAGAAAAUAGAUUGCAGCAUGAAAAAUGGAUCAGAAAGAGAGAGAGACAGUAGGGGGAAGGGUGUGAGAGGGAGAGAAGGAAAGAGUUGCAGAAGGGUGUGUUAAAGGGUGGGAAGAGGUUGUUAGAUGAGGGAGAGAGAGAACAUGAGAGUAAUUAAAUGGCAUCUCACCACAAAGUAACUUACCCUUCCAGGACAUCACUGAUGUCGGUCACUGUUUAAACAUGAAAUGCUUCCAAUCGUUGCAGCCAAAGUGGUGUGGUUUGAUAUUUAGCAUUGUGUUGCCUGAUCUACUACCCUGUUUUUUUGUUUUUUUUGUGACAUUUUGGGGUUAUGUGUUGUGUGAGUUGUUAUUAAUGUGUGGUGUGUUUGUCUUAUGUGCUUAUAUUAUGUUGAUAAAAGAAUAGUUCAACCAAAAAUUAAAAUUCUGUCA
Molecule: messenger RNA, 2245 nt
Organism: Myxocyprinus asiaticus (Chinese sucker)
Lineage: Eukaryota; Metazoa; Chordata; Actinopteri; Cypriniformes; Catostomidae
Product: SPARC-like protein 1
Exons: 9
Coding region: 370-1149 (259 amino acids)
Biological process (GO): anatomical structure development
Molecular function (GO): extracellular matrix binding; protein binding; collagen binding
Source: RefSeq, a predicted model, not a curated record